Messenger RNA from Culex quinquefasciatus (southern house mosquito), 859 nucleotides. Its product is annotated as chymotrypsin-2. Gene Ontology annotation, molecular function: serine-type endopeptidase activity. Bases 59 to 829 code for a protein of 256 amino acids. Gene Ontology annotation, biological process: proteolysis. Lineage: Eukaryota; Metazoa; Arthropoda; Insecta; Diptera; Culicidae. The record is from RefSeq and is a predicted model, not a curated record. The transcript is spliced from 3 exons.
CCCAAUCCAAAUUCCUCAACGGUAAGUGAAAUCCCAGUCAUUAUCUUCACAACCAGCGAUGAUACCACAGCUAAUCGGUGCCGUUCUGCUACUCCAGGUAGCUACUGCUGCCCCCGGGGACCAACUAAAAAUCGUCAACGGGACGGAUGCCACGAUCGAGGACUACCCGUUCAUGGUCUCGUUGCGCAGUCGCACCGGUGGUCACUCCUGCGGUGGAAGCAUCCUCAACGAACGCUGGAUCCUGACGGCGGCCCACUGCGUUGAUUACUACUCCACGGUGUACUACCAAUCCGUGCAGGUUGGACGCUCCGACGUGUCCCGAGAGGUGGACGAAUCGAUCCAUUUCAUCGAGGACGUGAUCGUGCAUCCGCACUACAAUCCUGGAAAUAGUGUCGUGAACGACAUUGCACUGAUUAGGUUGAGCACUUCGCUAGUGUUUGGUGAAACGGUUCAACCGGUUACGCUGCCAACGGUGAUAUGGUCCGAGGUUAAUGAGGAGGAUCCUAAAGUUACACUUAUUGGCUGGGGACUGCUGGAAACGGACGGUGAUCUUCCGACAAGGCUGCAGCAGGUGGACUACUUUGCGGUGCCCAACGAUCGGUGCAAUGAGUUCCAUGAUGAGCAUAUCUAUCCGAGCCAGAUUUGUGCGGCGGUUCCCGAGGGGGGCAAGGGACAGUGCAGUGGUGACUCUGGUGGACCGCUGCUCAACAACGGAGUGCAGGUUGGAAUUGUAUCAUGGAGCAUCAAGCCAUGUACGGUGGCACCUUACCCAGGGGUGUUGACUAAGGUGUCCUAUUUCUUGGACUGGAUAAACGAAAAUAUGUACUAAAAUUAUUGGUUUUAGUUAAUUGUUAUUGAA